UCAAAAACAGGGGAUCAUAUCCUUAUCCUUGUGCCAGACCUUUUGUUUUCGUUACCUAAACCUAAAUCCAGACCAACCUGUUAUAUUAUCCUCUUCUCCUACUUGUCUCUGGUUAUCGUUGUCUUUCACAUGAAUCACUGAUAUAAAAGAAUACUCUGAGUCAGAAGAAAGCUUAAAGCAGUGAAAUUGAUUGCAAUUACAAAUGCAAAUGCCUCCUACAGCCUCAUCGUCUUUCACCUGUCCCUUGCCACUUUCCUCUCCUUCUUUUGUAACUUCUUCUACUCCCCCUUCUGUUUGCUGUCUAGCCAAAUUCACUACCACUUAUAAUUGCAAACGACUCUUAUUGCCCUUUUCCUCACGCCUCAAAUUCCAUACUCCCUCUAAUCAACCCACCCUCAUGAUACGAGCUACCGUUUCCAUCGAGAAGGAAACGCCGGAGACCCAGCGGCCGAAUACAUUUCUCCGGGAAUCUGAAGGUGGAGACGUGCGAGCCCGCUUCGAGAAGAUGAUAAGGGACGCCCAGGAUAGUGUGUGCGAGGCCAUUGAGGCAGUCGAUGAAGCGGGUAAGUUCAAGGAGGACGUCUGGUCCAGACCAGGAGGUGGGGGAGGCAUCAGCAGAGUCUUGCAAGAUGGCGCCGUUUGGGAGAAGGCUGGAGUCAAUGUGUCGGUUGUCUACGGAGUCAUGCCCCCGGAAGCUUAUAGGGCUGCCAAAGCUGCUUCUGCCGAUCAUAAGCCUGGACCCAUCCCAUUUUUUGCUGCUGGGAUCAGCUCUGUGUUGCAUCCAAAGAACCCAUUCUCACCAACAUUGCAUUUUAAUUAUCGCUAUUUCGAGACCGAUGCUCCCAAAGACGUCCCUGGAGCACCUAGGCAAUGGUGGUUUGGUGGCGGGACUGAUUUGACUCCUGCUUACAUCUUUGAGGAGGAUGUGAAGCAUUUCCAUUCAAUUCAAAAAAAAGCCUGUGAUAAAUUUGAUCCUACUUUUUAUCCCCGGUUCAAAAAGUGGUGUGAUGACUAUUUCUAUAUUAAGCAUCGAGGUGAGAGGCGAGGACUUGGGGGAAUAUUUUUUGAUGAUCUAAAUGACUAUGAUCAAGAUAUGCUUCUUUCCUUUGCCACUGAGUGUGCGAAUUCUGUGGUACCUGCAUACAUUCCCAUUAUAGAAAAAAGAAAGGAUAUGCCAUUCACUGAUCACCAUAAAGCAUGGCAACAGUUACGAAGGGGGCGCUAUGUAGAAUUUAACUUGGUUUAUGAUCGGGGUACAACAUUUGGGCUGAAGACGGGGGGUCGAAUUGAAAGUAUUCUUGUCUCUCUACCACUAACUGCACGGUGGGAAUAUGACCAUAAACCUGAACAGGGAAGUGAAGAGUGGAAGUUAUUGGAUGCGUGUGUCAAUCCAAAAGAAUGGAUCUAAUUUUCCUCCGAAUAAGCAUGAUGUUUAGACUUAUUAUUUCUCCUCAUUUUUUCCUGCUUUGCUUCUAUCUAUAUUAUAUUUUAUUUAGCAGAUGUUUUUGUAGCUGAAAUAAGAAGCCUAGCAUAAAAGCUGCCAUUUACUAAUCAUGAAAGGUAAAAUGAUUUUGGUUUCAAAA
This is a messenger RNA of Hevea brasiliensis (rubber tree), 1583 nucleotides long. Its product is annotated as oxygen-dependent coproporphyrinogen-III oxidase, chloroplastic. The record is from RefSeq and is a predicted model, not a curated record. Lineage: Eukaryota; Viridiplantae; Streptophyta; Magnoliopsida; Malpighiales; Euphorbiaceae. The transcript is spliced from 8 exons. Gene Ontology annotation, molecular function: coproporphyrinogen oxidase activity. Bases 203 to 1408 code for a protein of 401 amino acids. Gene Ontology annotation, cellular component: cytoplasm; chloroplast stroma.